This is a messenger RNA of Nannospalax galili (Upper Galilee mountains blind mole rat), 3391 nucleotides long. RefSeq names its product R3H domain and coiled-coil containing 1 like (gene R3hcc1l). The transcript has 7 exons. Bases 324 to 2654 code for a protein of 776 amino acids. The record is from RefSeq and is a predicted model, not a curated record. NCBI's taxonomy places the organism in Eukaryota, Metazoa, Chordata, Mammalia, Rodentia, Spalacidae.
ACGAGCCCCCUCCCCGGGCCCUUCGUGCCCCAAGCGGGGGCUCAUUGCCCCCGUUUCUCCCCUCUCGGCCUGAGAUGAGGCCUUCUUUCCUCCUGUGUCUGUCACCGCUCGGUCUGCUCUCACGUGACGCGCAGGGCAGGCCCGCGCCUGGGGCGGAGGUUACAGGGAGCUCCCGCCCUUUGACCCCUGCGGCCCGGGGGUCCGGAGGGCAGCUCCGGGGACCUUCUGUCAUCCACGGGGCGGCGGGUCCGCCCGGGCUUCGCCCUACCUGCUUCCCGAGUAGGGUCGCUGCCUUCGUGGUGUCAACAGAUUAACGUGGUGCCAUGCAGCAAGAAGCAGAGACAUGCAGAGUUCGAACCAGAAGGCCUGACAUGGCACUUUAUGUCCCUAAAGCUCGAAGGGACGCAGUGCUUCUCAGGACAGGUGACAAGAAAAAGUGUUGUGAGCCACCUGACCCUGUAGUGAAAGAACAAAUGGAAGGUUGUCUUUCCCCAAAGAAGAUCUUUGGCAAUAAACCCAAGGCUCAGAGACUAGGUGUUAGUCCUGACAGACAAGAGUGUAGCUAUAGGGAAGGAAAAAAGUCUUCAUCAAAAUUAAAGAAAGACAUGUGCCUUCAAAAAAAGCAUAAAGAUAAGAGAGGAACCAUAAAAUCCAAAGAACUACCAUCUCCAGAACAUCAUCACAGAUCCCCAGAUGCUGGGGUUGUCACUAGUAUACCUUUACAAAGACAUUUUAAACCAAAGGAAAUGGACUGUUUGGAAGUUCAGACUGCCGGGAUGACAGGACACAGAGGGGUUCUUGCAUCACAGUCUUAUUCAGAAGUCAGUGAUGCUCAAGCCCUGAGAAAACCAUUCCAGAAUGUUGAAUUUUGUGAUUUCAAUGGACAUGAACCAAGAGGGGAAAUUUUUGAAAACAGAAAUUUGGAAACCAGAAUUGAAACUGAGGCCAAAGUUGUGGAGAUAGUCUCCCAGUUUCCUGAGGUUUUUAUCACUAUGUUGAAACCAGAGAAUGUGACUAUACCAGUAAAACUAAGUUCUGAUUCUGAAAUUGUGCAACAAAGCAUGGAAACAUCAGAGGAGAUAGUGAAGCUCAGCAGUGGAAGCAUCUCUGCUAUGUCUGUUCCUGGAAGUUCCGAUGAUGUCAAUCCAGUUUGCAUAGACUUUGAAGCUGAGAAUGAUAAAACCAACAGCACAGGUUCUGUCUUGGAUCAGAAAGGUGUAGAUUUUGUUCCUGAGAGCAUGGGUAACUGUUCUUAUAAAAUGGCUAUAGUCAGCAAAUUAGAGAGCACAAAUGGCAUUAUUGAUCCAGCAGUGAUUAGAGAAUGUGAAAGUGACAGCACUGCUGAAGAGUUGUGUGUAAAGCGUGAGCCUUCUGAUGCAACUGCUCUUGCUCAUGAAAUAGAUACAGAUAGUGAAUUUAAGAGUUCAGGCGACACUACCAGUAAGCCGUCUGUGAUGGACACUGCAGGUAUAGCUUGUCAUCGUAUAACUGUAGGCAGCCCUUGUAUAGUUUCAGUUAGAGAAUCUAAUGAGACUUAUAGCAGUACAAGUAAUUUCUCAGAUUACAUAGAAAUGAUUGCAGGUGCUGCCCCUCUUCGUGUAGCUAAAAGUGAGAAUGACUCUGAAAAUGCUAGCAACCCAACUGCUUGCUCAGAUAUUUGUGCUGAGAGUAUUUCAUCUAGUUUUACAGAGUCAACAGGAAAGUUGAUAGAGAACUUGUCAGAUUGUGUUUCCUCCUUGCCUAUUAAGAAGAUUGCUGAUAGUAAUUGUAACGCUGUUUUGGAUUCUGAACUGAGUAUGUCAAAUGGGACAAAAGUGCUUUUGGAGAGUGACUUGGGCAGUGAUCCAGAUAGUACUGGUGAUACAACAGAGGCACUGAAUGAACUAAGGACUCCUGAAGACUUUAAAACAAAAGAGGAAGAUGACUCAGAUAAUAUAGAAAGUGGUAUAUCAUUUUCUGAUAGAGAUUCAUCCUUGGAAACAUCCAUAGAUAUAAAAGCAACUGAAACUUCUUCCGUACAAGGAAGUAUUGCUACUGGGGAGAGCUGGGAGUCUCUGUUCAAUGAUGAUGGUGACUGUGUGGAUCCGCAUCUUCAACAAGAGUUAUUAGGGAAUAUGAAGAACAGAGAAAGCAUCCAAGAACCUAGAUUUGAUUAUUACAACCAUGAAGUUCCUGAUAUUGACCUCAGUGAAUGCGAAUUCCCACAUGUCAUCGAAAUUUAUGACUUUCCUCAAGAAUUCCGUACAGAAGAUCUUCUACGGGUUUUCUGCAGUUACCAAAAGAAAGGAUUUGAUAUUAAAUGGGUAGAUGAUACACAUGCCCUAGGAGUAUUCUCCAGUCCAAUUACAGCUCGUGAUGCUUUGGGUAUUAAACAUACCAUGCUGAAGAUCCGCCCCUUGUCACAGGCCACAAGAGCAGCCAAGGCCAAAGCUAAAGCUUAUGCUGAGUUCCUCCAACCAGCAAAGGAGAGACCUGAGACGUCAGCAGCAUUAGCCAGAAGGCUAGUCAUCAGUGCUCUUGGGGUUCGUGGUAAACAGAGCAAAGCUGAACGGGAAGCAGAGCUCAAAAAACUGCAGGAAGCCCGAGAGAGAAAACGGUUGGAAGCCAAGCAACGGGAAGACAUCUGGGAAGGUAGAGGCCAGUCUGCAGUUUGAACAUCACUUAAUGAAAGGAAUGAUUCCAUGAAUUAGGAAAUGUUUCCACUCUUCAUACAAGAAGAACCUUCCAGAGUUGUGCACAUGCAGAUGAGCAUGUUAAAGAAGAAGUGAACAUGGCAAAGACUGGCAGAGUAUAGGGAGGAGACAGACUCCUAUCCUCACUCCUAAGUACAGGUCUUCAGAAUUGUCCUACUGUGAUGGAUAUAAAAAAAGAGAGUCACCAUGUGGGAAGAAACAGGGAAGAACUGGCUUCCAAGAGUAUUCUGGAUACAACAGGUCACAUUAGUGUGGGUCACACUUCUAAGCAGUCUAAAGCAAAUACCAGACAACAGAGGACUCAAGCCUGCAGUGAUAGGAGUUGAAGGCCUUUAGCAGCAGGUUACUCCUUAGUACCUCACAAGUGGACAGCAGAGGAGGAUGGGUAGGAAUCAGUCCACACAGAGACAGCACACAGAGACAGAAUAGCGUCUGCUGUACUUGGCAUACACGGAAUCUACAUUACUGGUUCCAGAACUCCAAAGCUGGGGGACAGCAGAUGUGGGUAUUUGGACUCCUGAGUUUGUACUAAGCUUGAUGCCUGGGGCUGCUCCAGCUGCACAGCAGCCGGGUCGGGGGGAGCUGCCACUUUCAUUCCUCUUAGUAAGCCAAUCCUGGGGAGCUGUGUGCCAGCUCUAAUUCAGGCAGUAGUAUGUUGUGAGAGGGAGACAUUAAAGCCUAUUUUGUGAUAUAAGUCA